Xiphophorus couchianus (Monterrey platyfish) is the source of this 5865-nucleotide messenger RNA. It is a transcript of the gene themis2, whose product is annotated as thymocyte selection associated family member 2. The coding region runs from base 80 to 2188 and encodes 702 amino acids. NCBI's taxonomy places the organism in Eukaryota, Metazoa, Chordata, Actinopteri, Cyprinodontiformes, Poeciliidae. The record is from RefSeq and is a predicted model, not a curated record. Gene Ontology annotation, cellular component: nucleus; cytoplasm. Gene Ontology annotation, biological process: T cell receptor signaling pathway. The transcript has 6 exons.
GUGAGUGCAACUCCUCUUUUUGCUGCACUUGUCAUUUGCCGCCUGCCUUCGUUUCUUAUUUGCAGCUCAGUGAGCAGCAAUGGCAGGCAACAUUGCUUUGCCGCUUCAAGAAUUCAUCGCCUCAUUGGAAAGCACUAGUUUGCCAAAAAUUUUGCAAGUUUGUUCUGGAGUGUAUUUCCAAGGUUCAAUAUAUGAAAUUUCUGGAAGUGAAGUGUGCUUUUCUACUGGGGAUCUCAUAAAGGUCAUUGGUAUUGAACUGCAAUCUGUUUCCUGUGAAGAUGUCACUAACAAUGAGAAAUUUGAGUUGCCAAUCACUCACACAGGAUUGUUCAAAGUGGUCCCUGAGCAGAUGCCGUACACAUCAGUCGAGGAGAUGUUGAGUCUGAGGCCUGUGGGCCUGGAUGAUUCCCUUCCUUUUACCUUCACCAGCCACUCCAAGAUGACCUUCGGCAGUCUGAAGCUGGGGGCCGGCAAAGCCCUGACCGUGCUCUCUAUCGAGAAGCAUGACGGUGAAGAGGAUCUGGUGCGUUGCCAUGUAAAACGCCAAACGGAGGCUUCAGCCGAGGUGUGCAUUCCUCUGUCUUCUCGAGGCGAAUUUUCUGAAUGCGAGAGUGAGGAAUGCUACACCCUGAAGGAGAUCAUGGCUUCGCCUUGCCUGCGCAGUCGAAGAUUUCGCUUCGUUAAGACCACCAAGUGUGAGCGGAUCCUUAUCCUGAGUCCAGUUUAUCAGGUCCAGGCCAUCAUGAACUUGAGGAAGAACGUACUAAGAUUUCCGUCCAGCCUGGAGGUGGAUGUGGUCGAUGUCACUGAUGUGUGUAAAGAUGCAAAUUUUGUGACACCUCUAAACCUGACAGAGGUCCUGUCUCAGCCAGACGAAUCAUUUCCUGUGGUGGCAGAGAUAUUAGAGGAACCGGAGAGCCGCUCUUUUUUCAAGUGCGCAUGGCUGCCAGGGCUGGUCAAGAGCACCAACCUGAUUUUGCACAAGAAAGGAACUACGCCCAUGGUCCUGAUGUCCAGCUUGAAGGGCCGGAAGACUCAGCAGUACUUCCUUGUAUCCUUGCAGUAUGGUGGACGGUUUCGGAGGAGGCCAAGAGAGUUCAACUCAGUGUACGAGGUGUAUGUUGCUUCAACGCAGACACACAACCUCACAGUGAGCGUGACAAGGAACUGUGAGGAAGUCGAGGAGGAGGGACUGCCAGGCCUCAGCAUUGGGGAGAGGCUACAGAUUGUGGACUGUACUAGAAUGGAGUUGCCUUGUGAAAACAAUAAAGGGGAGAAGCAGUCUGUCGAGGCUCUUUUGUGUUAUCGUCUCCAAGAGCCAGAUGAUGAGGAGGAAGAUGAAGAUGACGAGAAAGAAGAGAAGGAUAAACAGGAAGAGGCAAAAGAGGAGGUCUUACUGCCUCUCUACAUGCAGGGUCACUUUGUAGAGGUUCUUGGUGAAAACAAAAAGUAUAAACUCUGUGAUUUGGGUAAGGAGUUUAGUUUGCCACUGGAUGUCAAAGUGGUGAGUCGAGAUACUGAACUAGAGACUGAUCCAUUAGUUGGGUUUUCUUGUCUGAGGAUAGAGGGAGCAAUGCUGGAGCCAAGCAUUCAGGCAAGCUUUCCAGACAGACCUGACCAUUGUUUCCAUCUCCUCCCCCAGUGGCUCUCUUUGUCCGUCUCUUUCACCAAGGAUGCUCUUCCUUGGCCUCGGGACCAAUUCCCCAAGUGUUUCACAGAAAAGGUUAGUGCGAUGACAGACACGUUCUUUUAUGAAUUUCGCAAAAAGGGUAACUCAGAUGAGGCUCCUCCACCUCGACCGCCAAAACGAGAUAUGUCAUCAUCAAACUUAGUCAAAAAAAAAUCUAAAUCCACAAAGAAAUCUUCCAAGGCAAAGAAAAACAAAGACAAAAGCGUGCUGACGGAGAAGCUCAAUGACUUGACGUUGAAUCACAAAAAACGGCCCCCGGCUCCACUGCCUCCAGAUGGCGUAAAUGAUGAACCUCCUCCGCUUGUACCACGAAAGUACUCAGCUGCGGAUAUCACAAGCAAGGCCAAGCCAAACACUUACGUUAAAAUAAACCAAUCAAUAAAAAGGGAUGUGUGUGAUGUGGCUGCAGACGUGGAAAGUGACCAUGACUAUGAAACUGUGGAUGAAACUUUGGUGGCUGUGGUUAAGACAGCUCAAGAAAACGUGAUGUUCUAUUAAAAAGAAAGUCCUAUCUUGCAAACAUUACUCUGAGCUGGAUCUGAGGUAACCAGGGAGUGUCGAGUUUAAAAGUGAUUAAAUUAGAAGAGUAGCGGCCUCUGCAUUGUUCAUGACCUUUCAAACGAUGCGAUCACAUCCUUCAGUCUUUUAUUACUAGUACAUAGUAAAAAUUUAUUAUUACAAUGAUGGCCACUGUUGAGAAAGUACUUGUGUUAUAAAUGCUUUCCUCAUAUGGUCAGCAAGAGUCCUCCCUGAAUUACCUCUUUAUUACACCAAUGGAAAACUUUAUACCAGUACGAUCCUACAGUAUUUCACAGCAGACUCGUUUGGAGUGAGGCUCGAGCUUUUCCUCUAACCACCGAUGGCUGAAAAGAGUUACUCUGCUUAUCUCUUCAUCAUUUGCACUUGUUACAGGGUGAUGUAUAUUAGGCAGCAAGGUAAAUUUUGAAUGUCACAGUGAUGUGCUAUCAGCAGUGGUGAGUGUAAGACUCCAAGAAAGUUUAAGAGUGCUACAUUUUUGGUGCGUCUGAGUAACUCCAAAAAUGCAGCUUUUAUUGGUUAUCCCCAGUCUUCGGUAAUUAUUUAUCAAAAGUGGGUCAGUGAGGAACAGACACCACGUUUCAUUGCUUCAUGGGGGAGAUAAGGCACAGACCAGUGGUUUGAGUCAACAGACAAGCUACUAUAAUUUAAACUGCUGUAGACGUCACUGCUGGUUCUGACAGCAUACAUGCCACCAACAAGCAAGCUAUUAUGAGACCAACAGUAACAUUUACCUAAGCAUUGUUACAAAUAAUACUCUCCUGAUUGCUUUGGUGUCUUUAAGCGGAUAGCACACCCAGCCAUAUAGUGAGGAAUGCUCUUCAAACCAUGUGGGGAGCACAGCAAGUUUUAGAAAAUGUGGGAUUUGCGAGGAAAUCAAGUCAGUUAAUGGAUACCUUCAGAAGUCCAGGGGUAUCUGGUAUAUUAGGAAAGUGUCAAAGCAAAGCAAAUUUCAGUUCACUGUUUUUGAUGGGGCAAUAGUGAUGCAUGGGCAAUUUUCUCUGAGUUCUUAAUUUCUGCAAAAUCUUGUAGGGUUUUGAGGUGUCGUGCCAAAUUUAUGUGGUUGUUCUUUGAAAUCAUUGGCCAUUUCUGCUUUGCCACUCUGAUGGCUAAAGUGUGGUGUUGUCAAAAAUUAUUAGCUUCAUCAUUGUUAAAGGGAACGAGGUUGUUGCUUCAAAACACUUCUGUAUUCUCUUAUCAGCUGCCAGUCACUUCACUUACAUCCUAAAUAGUUCUUGGUGAUCUUAUGUAUAUUUGCGUUACAGCAGUUAUUAGUUAACAUUAUUCAGAGGCACUGUGUCUGAAUAGUGUUCAGACACAGAGUCUUGAGGCAACAAAAAGUACUCUGUGCUACUAAGGUCUGCAGCUGCAAAAACCUACAGCUGUGUAUAGUGGUUAUCUACAAUUCUCAAACUGAUGUACAGAUACCAGUGAUACUAGUGGUUUUACUUGCAGACAUUUCAGUGCUACUUAAUACAUAUAGGUAUUGAAUAUUUAUUAUUUUGAAAAACUAAUGGUAUCUCAUCGUUUUAUCAUAUUGCAACCCCAAAACAUGCGACUUCCCAAUAAAAAGAGUAACUAAUGUUAGAGUUCAAGAAAAAGGAAACAGUUGGGUUUCUUUUGCAAAUAAUAAUCUGAAAAGUGUAACAUGCGUUUGUAUUUAGUCACAGAAUUAAUAUUUUAAAGGUUCACGUUCCCCUACAUUUACACCUGCAAAUCUUUUGCAGUAUUCUCUACCUGCUUGGCAUAUCUAGAGAGUGACAUUUAUGCCUACUCCUCUCAGUCAGAUUGGAUGGGACUGUUUUUGAGUUUUGCAACAGAUCCUCAAUUGGCUCUACUGUAGGUCUUGAUCAGGAUUUAGUUUGGGUCUGUCAUUGUAAAGGGAGCAAAAUGCAGGACAGAUUUUACACUUCUGCAAGGCCUGGAAAUAAAUAUGAACAGAAUUAGCCACUGUGAGCUGAACUGUGGUGAAAAUAUAAUAGACACAAGCAGCAAAAAAGUGAACCACUUAAGCACGUCAUUCUUUGCUUCAGUCAAAACUACUUCAAAAGCAGUUAUUGUGCAAGACAUUUUAAGAAACACCAUGAGAAGCUGAGGUGAAUGAAGUUCUGGUGUCUGCGUUGUGCUGUGUUCAGUGACCAGGCCAACUGCUAUGAAAAAUACAAGGCAAUAAAAAUUGUUCUUUUAAUGUCUUGAAUUAAAUUGUAGCAGGAUAUUCUCUAAUAAAAUUUGCACAGUGUUAGAAGAGAGUAAAUUGUUGAGAAGAAGACAACCAGAAGUGCAGAUAUUAUGUAUGUUCUAAGCACAUAGCAGCCAUAUUGGACUUUGAAGUCUAGGUUGUUGUGAAAUCACCAACUGUACAAACCGUGAUUCAGACUUCAGAAGACCAUUUACUUUUACAACCUGAAUCUUGGAAAUACUGGCGUUUCAGUAUAUAGAAAAUUCACAGUUAAACCACAUCCUGCAACCAUGCAGCCCCCCCCGAGUAAUGUUUCAUGGAACAGACGAUGUCUAAGCAAAUUGACAUUGGGUUUGAAAAGUUGCUUCAGACGUUAUUGAUGUCAAAACGUCAAUAAGAAGCUGACCGAGACCGAGCUUCAAUGUCUUUGUUUUGACUGUAUUUGGAUAUGAAGCAUAUUACAACAUGACUUUCAACAUGAUUUUCUGCGCUGAACAGGCAUAGGCAUUUUCAUAGAAUUCAUACUAAAAUUAUAAUUGCUUUUCUAUAAUAGUUUUAAAAUGUCUCAUAGGUUAGUGCUACUUGGAAUACUCAGUUUUUAUUAGUUUUUCCCAAAAGAAAAAAAAAAAAAAAAGAGCAGAACUUCCUCUAUUUGGGUAUGGUGCCUAUUUACAAGAAACAAAAAACUUGUAGCUUUCCUUUUUCUACUAGUCCAAGAGUCUCCUGUGAAAUAUGUAAUAGUAGUAGUCAUGAUUACUACACUGGAACUCACAAACUAAUACUAUCCAUGUGCUUCAAAAAAACUUUUAGAGGAUUUUUAAUGUAUAUAGUGAAGUGUGGUGUAUAUGUCGGGAUGACUUUUGUAUUUACGUGUACAGAUCCUGUAUUUAUAGUGCAAUACUAAGCAAUUAUCUAUUGUAUACAAGGCGUUUUUUGCAUAGCACCUUCAAAAUGUAAAAAGCAAUUAUAUAAUGAAGGUAAUAGCUUAAAUUGCAAACUGCUAUGACUCAUUGAAGUAGGGAGGGGUUGUACUUGCCUGAAAAGGCGUUUUUUUGUGUAUGUCAUUGUGCUACUGUGGCUAUGCAAACUAAACAGAAAGUAGUUGAUGGGAGCCAAACUAAACCACUUCAGAAAGUUCCAACUCUUCCCCCAACCACAAGCAUCUAUAAAGACAACAUGUUAAAACUCUGCAUUUGGUUUUGAUUACCGUAAAUAUUUUAAGCUACAAAGAAAAAUGUCAGUGAGUGCACUGGGGUCCAUAUGGCUUUUGGAAACUGUUAAAAUGUGUUUUACCACAACUUCUGUGUGAUCCUGAGAUACAAAUUCAUGCUGUGGUUCAGGCUGAAGUAGAGAAUCUACUUUAAAGCUAUCAUUUAAAAUGUAAUACAUUUGCACAAAACAAAAACUGUCAUGAAACGCAUCAAGUAGAACAAUCAAUGCAAUAAAAUGGUGAAAAGUG